Haemorhous mexicanus (house finch) is the source of this 847-nucleotide messenger RNA. RefSeq names its product intraflagellar transport 20 (gene IFT20). Gene Ontology annotation, biological process: centrosome localization; intraciliary transport; protein localization to cilium. Lineage: Eukaryota; Metazoa; Chordata; Aves; Passeriformes; Fringillidae. The record is from RefSeq and is a predicted model, not a curated record. Gene Ontology annotation, cellular component: Golgi apparatus; centrosome; cilium. The coding region runs from base 98 to 496 and encodes 132 amino acids. The transcript is spliced from 4 exons.
CGGAGGCGGGGCCGGGCCGGGCGGUGCCGGAGGAGCCCGAGCUGAGGCCGGCUGAGGCCCCGUUCCGCCCCGCUCCGCUCCGCUCGCUGCCCCGGCGAUGGCGCAGGCGGCGCUGGGCGCGGCGGGGCUGCACUUUGACGAGCUGAACAAGCUGCGGGUGCUGGAGCCCGAGGUGGCGGCGCAGACGGCGCAGCUCCGCGAGCAGUGCCGGGCCUUCGUGGACAAAACAGCAGAAUUUCAGAACAUAGUGGGCAGCUUGAUUGAGCUCGUUGACCAACUGGCCAAAGCCGUAGAAAGUGAGAAGAUGAAGGCCAUCGGGGCACGGAACCUGCUGAAGUCGAUUGCAAAGCAGAGAGAGGCUCAGGAGCAGCAGCUCCAGGCUUUGAUAGCUGAGAAAAAGAUGCAGCUGGAAAGGUACCGGAUCGAGUACGAGACUCUCUGCAAAAUCGAAGCGGACCAGAACGAAUUCAUCGACCAGUUCAUCUUCCAGAAAUAGAGGAUUUUAAGAUAAAAACCAGCUCACAUGGAAACUUGACCAUUCCAGAAUCUUGAGAAUUUCAGAAAUAUGCAAUUUCCACUGUGCAGGAGUGCAGAUGGUUUGUACAAUGGAGGGGCUGUACCUCGGUUUGAGAGUACCACGGCAAUAAGAAGGGCUGACAGCUCACAGCUGCACAGACUGUUCUGGCCUUUGAUUUUAUACCAGUUUUGUACAGUCAGUAGUUCUAAUUCAAAUUCCAGUUGAAUUAAUGCUACUGGUGCUUUGUUGUGUCGCUUUUUGAAGUCUACAGCUCUUUCAUAGAAAUCAGAAAAUAAAUUAUCGUUCUCAGACUGUCUGGCUGUACCAGAA